AAUCACAAAUUUUGAAGCUACUUCAGAGACCUUCUGUUUCGCUAUAUGAAGUUGUUUCAAUAAAAUGUCAAUAGGUUUAUUUUGAAGUAAAUGAACCAAACGGUUUCUUUUUUUACCAGUUAAUAUGUAUUGGUAAAUGAAAACUAUUUCAACUGAUAAAAUGGCUCUGUUGAAGCCAUUUAUUUAUGAUACUUCCCCAGUGUCGGAUUUUAAUGUUAGCAACUGGAAUUUCGCAAAUUUCACCACACUGUGGAUUAAACUGCCUACCCAUGAAAUUGCUCUGAAAGUUCUAGCACUUCUACCUAUCAUGUUUUUAGGAGUUUUUGGAAAUGUAGCUAUCCUUGUUGUUAUGAUGCGAAUUAAGGGCAUGAGGACGUGUACUAAUAUUUUCAUUUGUAACAUGGCGCUAGCUGAUCUAAUGACGAUUCUAUUCUGUUCAUGGACUAUCAUCGUUGUUGAUGCUUAUCAAAACUUUGUCCUCGGUGAAGUAUAUUGCAAACUCGAUGGAUUCUUCCAUGUAACAUUUUUAUUAGCCAGUGUGUUUUCUCUCAUCAUCAUUUCUGGAGAUCGAUUGCUGGGCAUCGUAUUUCCCUUUUCCAGGCGAUUGAGUAAAGGACAAGCAAUUGUAAUUGUUGUGGCAGCAUGGGUGGCAGCUAUGCUGUGUGCUUCGCCUACUGCCAUCUGGCGUUGGCAGCAGAAACGCAAAUGGAACGAUUAUGAAGAAAUAUGGUGCAACGAAAAUGGAUUUCUGCUGAAGUACUAUUGGUUGAUGAUUCUCAUACUUCUAGUAUACAUGCCUUUGACCGUCAUGGCUGUGGCGUAUACAGCUAUUAUUCUUCAAUUAGAAAAAUACGAACACCAGCUUUUCCUGCGAGAACAUCCCCUGAAAAUGAAAUACAGGAAAAAAGUGAUAAAAGUUCUCUUCAUGUACGUCCUAAAUUACCUCGCCUUCUGGGUCCUCUUUCAAAUUGUCGUAUUGUAUCGUUAUUUCAAGGCACCUCAGCAAGAACUUGCACCAUGGUAUAGGAAAAUCUAUUUUCCCGCCCAUGUUCUAACAUAUGCACAAAGUGCGAUUAAUCCCAUCAUCUACGGUGCAUGCAACGAAAGCUUCAGAAAAGCAUUUCGCAUAACAUUCCGUCGCUGUUUUUUCAAGAAAAACAAAGUGUCUCCUACUCCUCCUAUUUAUAUUCAUUCUCCUCACAGAAACAUUCGACCAGCCAAUAAACAAAUUGAGGAGAAUGGGGGUGAACAGCAAGCACCAAGCACACAAGAAACUGAGUUGAAGGAGACGCCAAACAAAUCCACCGAGACACUCAUCAGAAAUCAUCACACCAAAUAAUUAUUUUAUCAAUGUCAAAAUUACCCUGACUUGUUUUAGUUUACUGACUGAUAUUGAAAUUUCUUUAGGAAUUUUCCAUUCGAUAGUUCUGAAAAAUUUCUGUUACUUUUGUUGUUAAAAAAUUGGAACCGGUUAUAUGUCCUACAUUCGGUUGUCCGACAGCUCAAAUCCUCGAUUCCAUUUUUCGGACAGCUCAUUUACCCGAUAGGUACGUUUUCCCAAAUUUACAUUUGCUCAACAUUUUAUUUUCCCUACAUGUAUAUUUGCCCGAGAGAGCAAGCAUGCAAGAGAAAUAAAUAUAGAAUUUUUUUGUCGGCAAACGUUUUAACCCUCUUAAAUAACGCUUGCAAUCUUUUAAGCAAUACUUGGAACCUUCCAGAAUUAUAGUUAAUUCUGGGUAGCAUUAUAGGGUAGAGAAUGCACUGUUGAACUAAUGAUAGUUGUUGGGCAAAGUAUAGUGCUGCUUUGAGGAGAACUCCUCCAGACAGAAAGUCUGAGCCUGCUUGCUGCUAUGGUAACAAGCGAGAGCACAUUUCUGAAGGGGGUGAAAUGGAAAGAAGAUGUCGAUUGGUUUACUCACGACGACCUACGCUAAGGUUAAAAAAAAAUUAUUCACCCCACACCCCUAUUCGAAGUGACCUUACCUCGUAACCAUAGUACCCGCCACGACGAGAGACGGGUGUCUCGAAGAGUUCUCCUGAGAGCCGCACUAUAACCUAUCUGGCAAACGUACCUGUGGGGAAAAUAAGCUGUCGUGCCAAACGGGUAAACGAAGUCGAGCAAUAGAGCUGUCCAGCAAUCAAUUGUCGAGGAAAUGUAUUAGACCUUCAGAAAUGUUUACUUUUGUUAAAUCAUGAUUUGUUGAAUUUGUCUUCACUCUGUCCUUUUCCAAGACCUAUUUGCAUUAGAUAUUUAUAUGUAUACAGUAAUUACUCUUUAUAGAAAUACUCUGUGAGAAUUACUGUCCGUACCUAUUUUUCAUUAAAUAACAAAUGAAAAUUCAAAAUAUCAGGAAAAGUGCGUAUUUUAAAAAGACAAGCAUUAAAUUAAUACAAGGGUUAAAUGAAAUAUAAAUAUAGCGCUUGAUAAGGUGAUUUGUCUAGAAUUAUGGACAGUUUCUUUCUUGUUCGAUGCUGUAUAAGAGCUUAAUUAUAUAGUAGUGUAUGCCGAAAAAUUCAAAGCAUCAUUAAUCUCUAGAGGUAGUGGAGAAAAGUUUAUAACGGCACUAAGAAGUAUGCAAAAUCCUUUUAAAAUUAAAUUGAUAUCUACUGUCUAGUUAUGUGCCCAAAAGUUGCAAAAAAUUAGCAUUAAAAUGCUUCAUUUGUACAAAAUACUGUAUAUGUUAAUAUCUUAGCCACUCUAACGCUACCAAAGUUUGUUCAUUAUAUGCUAAUUUUAUAUAAUAUAUAUCACACUUACUUCUUUUUGAUGAUAUCCAAGUACAAUUGAUUAAUACACUAAUUUCGGUGAUGUUUAUCUAGUAGAAAAUAUUAACUUAUAAUUAUAUAAUUUUUUACAUAGUCAUUAAUAAAUUGUUAAUUACAAGUGCUAUCAAAAUCCAUCAAAUAGUUGAUAAUUUUUCCGCACUACAACUUAAAGAUAUAAUUUUUAUUCUUCUUUUUUAAACAUUUUUAGACUAGCUUUUAGAGUUUUCAAUCCAUGUCGACAGAAGAUAUCAACUCUAGCUAUAAGAUUUUGCAUACUCCUAAAUGACAAUAGUUGACAAUUUUUCCGCACUACUAUUUAAAGACAUAAAAUAUUUUUAUUUUUUUCAUCCUACUCAUAUAGAUUUGCCAUAUAUCAAAUGUAACUAUAUCUUGCAAUUUAUUUUAGCUGCAUAAUGACUUUUUACUUUUUUAUAACAUUGUAUUAUUUUUCUUAAUUUGUAU
Parasteatoda tepidariorum (common house spider) is the source of this 3228-nucleotide messenger RNA. RefSeq names its product substance-K receptor. The record is from RefSeq and is a predicted model, not a curated record. Gene Ontology annotation, molecular function: neuropeptide Y receptor activity. Gene Ontology annotation, cellular component: plasma membrane. NCBI's taxonomy places the organism in Eukaryota, Metazoa, Arthropoda, Arachnida, Araneae, Theridiidae. Gene Ontology annotation, biological process: G protein-coupled receptor signaling pathway.